Messenger RNA from Suillus discolor, 384 nucleotides. Its product is annotated as B18 subunit of NADH:ubiquinone oxidoreductase. Bases 67 to 300 code for a protein of 77 amino acids. The record is from RefSeq and is a predicted model, not a curated record. The transcript has 4 exons. Lineage: Eukaryota; Fungi; Basidiomycota; Agaricomycetes; Boletales; Suillaceae. Gene Ontology annotation, cellular component: mitochondrion.
UUCGACCUCAUUCCGAGUCCGUUCGUUUCCUCAGAUUCUUCCCUUGACGUCUUCUUGAAAUCCUCUAUGCCAUCAUCACUCACUGCAUCCCAAGAGGAGCUCAAGGCGGCCAAGGUGCCUUUGGCUUGGAGAGAUCAGUGCUCAGCACUCUUGAUACCUUUGAAUACCUGUCGGAGAGAAAACUAUUAUUUACCUUGGACUUGCGAGAAUGAGCGCCACGGCUAUGAGAAGUGCCAAUACGAUGACAUGAUGCGGAGGAUGAAGAAAAUGUCAAAACUGGAACUCCAGCAGGCAGAGUAGACUGCAGAAGCUACCGAAGCUAUCAUCUAGAAGACUUUCUUAAGAACGCUUCAUGUCAAUCGAUGUCGAGACGUCAAACAAUGC